This is a messenger RNA of Clarias gariepinus (North African catfish), 3130 nucleotides long. RefSeq names its product chromosome 8 C2orf50 homolog (gene cimip5). The record is from RefSeq and is a predicted model, not a curated record. NCBI's taxonomy places the organism in Eukaryota, Metazoa, Chordata, Actinopteri, Siluriformes, Clariidae. Bases 109 to 579 code for a protein of 156 amino acids. The transcript is spliced from 4 exons.
GGGCAGAGGAGCGGGAGCGCGCGGAGAGAUUUCCGCGCUGGCAUGACGACUGUUGCGUUGGGAGCGCGCCCGGGGGAGGGAGCGCCGUUCCAGCUCGUGCACUGAGAGAUGGACCGCAGAGUGAGCAUCAGACGCGCCACAUCAGCCGGUUACCGCCUACCGGAGCGCCCCAGCGUCCCCCUGGCCUCGCAGUCCUCGGUGUCUGUGAAGAGAGCUCCGCCGAGGAGCACGAGCGAGCCACAGCCGGACCCCGGGCGGGACCCGGACACCCGGAACCCGGUGCAGCAGGACCGCGUCUGGAGGGAGCUCGCGCGCGCGGAGAGAGAAGGGCUUAAGGAAUGGGAGAAGAACUGGAGUUUUCUGAAAGACUUCGAUCAGCUGGGUCAUCCCAGGACGGAGGCGCCGCUCCCCAGCUACGUCUCUGUGUACUCCGACACGCUCCCCAACACAAGCAACCAGACGUUCGGCAGCCGCAUUUGCACGGAACUCGGUAAAGAGCUGAUGCGAAUGGACAAGCUGCUCAUGCUAACGACGAGGCACCAAAAGACUAAACCGAGUCCCGACAUGCAGCCCUGCUGACGACAGGUCUCGAUCCGCACAAGAGGUCUGAGAAAACACAGAGUUAGAAGCUGCUUUAUUUAUUAACAAUACAAAAAUAAUAAUUAUGUCAGUUACAAAAAAAAAUGAUGUGUUAUUGAAGAUGAUGUAAUGAAUUAUCACAGUUCACACUAAAUACUGUCCAUGGAUGCUACAGGUGCACUUAGCAUCUCUGAAAGUGCCUGUUUAAUGCUACAUCGCUUAAGUAAGGACCGUUUACAGCUUCUACAAAAACCAAGUAAUAACAGGAACUAGCUUACAUUGUUGCAUUGUUCUUUAACUUAUAUCCAUUAAAUCCUUCAUAAAGUGCUGUUGUAUAAAAAGACAAUGCUUUAAAUGCUACUAUACUCUUUCCUUUUUUCUAGCAAGAAAACCAAGCAUAAAGAUAUGCAGGUAAUAGUCGUCAUACUGUAUGCUGCCUAAUAACAUCUGGCCAAAACAUAUGAUUAUUUUUAAUAUUAAUAUUAUAAGAUUUAAUUUGGUAGUUGUCCACAAAAAUCAAAACAGCUAAUUACAAAGCUAAGCAAUUACAAGCACUGCAUACUGUACAUGUUAAAAUCAUGUUUACAUUACAUUUAUAAAGAUAAAUCGCAUGUUUUUGCCAGGUAUAUUAUAAUUAGGUCUUGCAGUGUGGCUCCAGUGCCAAGUUUUUUCAAACUCAGCAGCUAUGGUGCUAUCGUUUUGUUAGUUUCCAUCGAGGCUCCUAAACAGUUUUUAGGUGAGUAAGGACUCCACGGUUCCUGGGCUCUGAUCCGUUCUGUGUAUUACAUUCUAGGAGCUGUGACUGAUUUUUAAAUUAUUUUUUUUUACAUGACGCAAUUACAUCAAAUCAAAGUAUAACCUUUAUGUAAAAUAGCUUUACGGCGAUAUAUUUCUCACUACAACGAAAGCUAACAUGACAGAAAAAUAAAGCUAGUUCAGUUAUGUCCUGAUAAACGCAGCCUUCCACUGAACCAAGUCACAGCAGUCUCAAACCAAACUAUGAAUUCUGUUCAAUUAAUGUUAAUCUUAAUUUUUACAUCAUAAUGAUACACACUGUCCCGGCAACAUGCUGUCCCGAAUCAGAUCAAUUCAGUGAAAAUGAUGCAGGUAUGAAGAAUCACCCAUCAUAGCAUGCAGCGCCAUCUACAGUAGGUUGCACCAUUUACCAAAUUCUCCUUGCACAACAUUACUGAUGUACCUGUUUUAAAGAAAAGUUUUUUUUACGUUGGUUAUUCUGCAAAGGUUGUGUUUCACCCAACAGUACAGCAGACUCCGCCCCUUUAGUAGCUAGGACACCAAAAACAUACAAACUCCAGAGCAGAAGCUAAAGUCAUCUUUAAAACUAAAAUUCCUGCCGUGGAAUGCAUAACCAAAGGCUUUAUAAUGAUGAGCAGUACUACAUGCAUAUGUCAUGUUCAUGUGUUUUUGGAAUAUCACAUAUAAACAUUUGUGUUUUAAUUUUAAAGAAAAAGUUCUUACACAAGGUUUGUUGUAAUAUUGUAUUUGUAAAACAUACUGUUCAAUAGACUGACUCAGCCACAUCGACAAUGACAAUAAGGUUAAAUAAUCUUAUUUGUAAUCGCACCUGCUCUUCCUGACUUAUCAUACUUGGGGUGUUUAAGUCAAACCAGGACUUGUGAUAAAAUUUUUUGAUUGAAAGCGAUUGGCAUUUACAAAGCACUUCAAGCGCAGUACAGUGACCAGACAGUGAUCAGUAAAACAUGCAAACGUUUUAAAGAAGGCUGCACGUCCAUGAAUGAUGUACCUUAAAAAUUGAUGUCAGUAACUUGUAACUCUAACUGUAAACACAAUCAUUCACCAACACCACUUGUACAUUACAGAAACUCAACUGGGAGUUAUUGCCACAUCUCCAUACAGUCCUGAUCUCCUUCCAAGCCAUUUUCACAUGUUUGGGCCAUUAAAGGAGUUCCUGGGAGGUCGUCGUUUCAGACAUAAAGCAUCCUGUCCGAUCAUGGCUCUGGAGAACUUUCUACCUUGAUGGUGUCCAAGCACUAGUGAAAGACUUGGAUUAGUGCAUUAGUAUAGCAGGGCAUUAUAUAAAGAAAUAAAGGAAGUUUUUACUCAUGUAACUGUUUUCUGUUAUUCUGCACAAUCAAAACUCCCGCUUUGACUUGAACACCUCUUGUAGCUAACAGGUUGGACCUUGUUUUUUUUUUUUUUCUUGGUUGUUCUGAAUGUUGUUGAAUGUGUGGGAGUUUAUAUCAGCGGCAUGUCGAAGCUUUGAGAGAGAAACAGAGCGUGGGUGACGGAGGUGGGAUCACAUGGAGCGUCUGGCAUGUUCGUGUCUAAUGUCUUCCAUUGAAAUGGUCCUGAUGCCUGCUCUGAUUUUGCUUUGACUCAUCACCCACUGACUCAUGCCUCGACAAAAACAGGUGCACUGAGGAUUAAUCAGAAUAUGAUAAAACCCACGCUCACAUCUGUUUCUUAGUCUGUAAUUUAGGACAGACUAAAAAACUGUAGAGCAGGUUCUGUAAAAUUUGGAUAGAGAUUUGUUGUAGUUUUCUUUUAAAUCUCAAUAAACGAUCUGACC